This is a messenger RNA of Formica exsecta, 1448 nucleotides long. RefSeq lists its product as uncharacterized. Gene Ontology annotation, molecular function: nucleic acid binding; 3'-5'-DNA exonuclease activity. The transcript has 4 exons. NCBI's taxonomy places the organism in Eukaryota, Metazoa, Arthropoda, Insecta, Hymenoptera, Formicidae. The coding region runs from base 381 to 1361 and encodes 326 amino acids. The record is from RefSeq and is a predicted model, not a curated record. Gene Ontology annotation, cellular component: cytoplasm. Gene Ontology annotation, biological process: DNA catabolic process.
GUGUUUAAUGGCUUCUUAUGAUUUAUUUCUUCAAAAUAAAAUAAAGGUAUAUACAUAGUACAUAAUUUUUAAUGUUGGAAAGAGAGAGAAGUAAAGAUGAAAAAUGAAAAGUACAGAGAGUUUAAUUAGAACAGAAAUAGAACUUACGUGAUCUUACGAUGUUGUAAUAUUGUUGUAUCAUCACGUGGAAAUUUGAUUCCACGAGAUUUUUUACAAGUGAUGUUAAAUGAAUUGUUUAAGUACAAUUAGAUUUCAUCAAAGAUUAAUAUAAACGUGUUUAUUCGACGCUUUAUGUUUAUAGAAAUCAUCAUAUCAAAUAAUGAGGAGAUAAUGCAGAGAAGAUAUGAAGAAGAGAAUCCAUUAAGUCAAUAUCUAAAAUAAUGGAAAUUCAAACAUUUAUAUUCUUUGAUUUGGAAACAACUGGUUUGAUUCAAGGAAAGAUCAUGCCAAGAAUCACGGAAAUUGCUUUAGUUGCUGUUACAAGAGAGUCGAUAUGUAAUUGCAACAAAGCAUCUUUGCCGCGAGUCUUGCAUAAGCUAAUACUUCCGAUCAAUCCCCAAAAAAUCAUACCACCAACUGUAGCAUAUAUGACAAAAUUAUUUAACGAGGACAUGUUGCUACUGCAGCCUUUUGAGUGUGAAGUUUAUGAGUUAAUAAUGUGCUUUCUACAGCGUCUCACACCACCAAUUUGUUUUGCAGCACAUAACGGCAACAGAUUCGAUUAUCCAAUAUUCUUGAAUGAACUCGAGCGCAUAAAUAAGGUUUUUGAUGACAAAAUUCUAUGCAUUGAUACAUGGAAGAUGUUUCAAGAUUUCUUUAAGAAAAAAGAUUUGGAACGAAAGACAGUCCAAGAUUUGUUGGAUGAUGAGUACAAUGAUUCGCUCUCCAUGUUGGAUAUAGAUGUGGUAAUGAUGGAACAAAAGACUAAAAUUGAUGCCAUGCCCAUUUCGCAAGCGACGCCUCCCUAUAACGGAUAUAUCAAAGUUAUAAACGAUAAGAAAUACGAUACAAACAAGGAGUAUAACAAUGACAUCGAUGUCGAAUCGCCGGAGGAUUUUAGACAAAAAGCUAACGAAAAAACGCCAGAGAAUCAAGUAAUGAGGCAGCAUGAGACUGUUCUUGUAGAAAGACCAUUUAAAAAAAAUAAUCCAAGGAAGAAAUUGGAUUUCGGUUGCGAAAGACCAGUCAGCCUUAAACUCGGCGCCAUUUAUGAAUAUAUGUUUGAUUCAAAUUUUCCUCACGAACAUUCGGCCGAGGCCGAUUGUCUCGCCAUGAUACGUUGCAUCACCAAUAUUGUCGACUUCUUCCUUGAGUGGUCAGAUAAUAAUGCAACUCCAUUGGUUUGCUGUAAAAGAAUAUAGUGCAAUAUUGUUAAUUGAUAUUUUAGACAAUAAGAAUGAUACAUAAACGAAUGAAAAAUGAUACAGAAUUAUGCAGUACAAAGGGGA